Annulohypoxylon maeteangense is the source of this 3381-nucleotide messenger RNA. RefSeq lists its product as uncharacterized. Gene Ontology annotation, molecular function: ATP binding; ABC-type transporter activity; ATP hydrolysis activity. Gene Ontology annotation, biological process: transmembrane transport. The coding region runs from base 1 to 3381 and encodes 1126 amino acids. Gene Ontology annotation, cellular component: membrane. The transcript has 6 exons. The record is from RefSeq and is a predicted model, not a curated record. NCBI's taxonomy places the organism in Eukaryota, Fungi, Ascomycota, Sordariomycetes, Xylariales, Hypoxylaceae.
AUGGCUGACGGUGAGCUGCAGAGGGUGCAGUCUACACUGCAUUAUGUCUACCCACUUGUAGUGUUUCUAUACUUUGCCAUAACUUCCGCUGUCGCAAUCUGUACGCUACAAACAUCCGAUUCGACGAAAUCAACCCAUGUACGACGUAGGGUCAUAUACUACCUUCUCCUUUGCUUCGUUGCCACCUUUGCGGCGCAGGUAAUCCUUAAAGCAGUCGAGAUCGUCGUAUGGGGACGAUGGCCAUCCCAGGACACCAUCAUCGGUUUACUCUCCUGUAUCUUGACGUUCGGCAUUGAACAGAACAGCCUUGGCAACAAUUCCGGCGUCGUCUGGUACCCGUUCUAUGGAUCUUGGAUCAUUGCAUGUGUCCUGGAGCCUAUAAAUGCUGUAUUGUUAUUUAUCAUCGCCCAAAAUCCGAUAACUACAACACCGAUCACUUUCGAUACCUCGGCACUGUUCCUUCAUCUCGAUGCCUCCCUCGUCAUUGCCCGUUGUGUGCUUAUUUCUAGUGCCCUUUUAGCAUACUUCCUUUGGCGGGAGAGUGAGACUAGCGUCGACGAAGAUGAAGAACGGGCGCCACUGAUUCCAAAGCCUGAUCAGCGAUCAAACGGCACAGACAAUUCGGCCGACAGUGGUUACGGCACUAAUUCGGAUGCUACGAAUACAGAAGCAACCAACACGGAGACCGCCAACUCUCCUAGCGACCUCGAAUCACCAUGGGAACGCCAGCAGCGCAUUUCUCAAGAGAAGAUAGAGAAGCGGCUGAAGAAUGAGGGUAACUGGAUCUCAUAUGCGAAGGGAUUCUUGAUAUUCUUUCCGUACAUCUGGCCUGUCAACAAUCGUCGCCUACAACUGUAUGCUGCUCUUGUUGGACUCUGCUUGUUGGCUGGGAACGUACUCAACUUCUUGAUUCCUCGGCAGUAUGGCGCCGUGAUGGACUCGCUGAGUGGCGUUUCUGGGGGCAACCCAUGGAUCCAGGUCGCAAUCUUUGCCGGUCUACGACUUUUGGCUUCUGAAGCUGGAAUUAAUCUUUUGAGGCAGAUGUUGUGGUUACCUAUCGAGUAUUACUCUGAGGAGGCACUCACAGCUGCGGCCUACUCUCAUAUUAUGAACCUCUCCUCUGAGUUCCAUGACUCGAAGAGCUCUUCGGAUCUCAUUGUUGCGAUUUCGAACGGGACUUCCAUUUCGAAUAUGCUGGACUCGAUAUGUUUUCAGGCGUUACCAAUGCUAAUUGACUUAGUCAUCGCGUUUACGUAUCUGUCUACCAAAUUCGGUCCGUAUGAAGGCUUCAUUACGAUAGCGACGAGUGCAGCUUUCAUUCAGAGUGCGACUCAUAUAAUCGGAAGUUUCCAAGAGAAAAGAAAGAUCAUGGUUAGAACGUAUUUCGAGGAACAUUAUAUCCGUCAGGCAGGUAUCCAGGGUUGGCAGACCGUCAGUGCCUUUAAUCAAGUACCAUACGAAGAAAGGCGAUAUGGCAUAGCAGUCAAUUCUCACGUCUCAGCAGCGAAGGCGUUGUACUCGAGCUAUUUUGUUGGGCACGCUUUCCAAUAUCUAAUCCUCCUCGCGGGCUUACUCGCUGGUGCCUUUCUGGCCGUAUACCAAAUCACACAUGGUCAGGCAACUGCUGGAGAUUUUGUCAUGCUGUUGACAUAUUGGAGCCAGCUCACAGCACCUCUCCGCUUCUUCUCUCAACUCGGAAAGAACAUCAGUCAAGAUCUGGUGCAUGCUGAACAGCUUCUUGACGUGAUGACUACGAAGCCGACUGUGGUGGAGAAACCUGAUGCUCGGCCCUUGAAACUGAAAGGUGGAAAAGUCGAAUUCCGGAACGUCAGUUUUAGUUACGACAAGAAGAAGGACAUCUUGAAGUGCGUAAACGUGUCUGUUCCCUCUGGUACGACUGUCGCGUUCGUGGGUGCGACUGGUGCUGGAAAGUCGACGAUUCUUAAGCUCCUUGAUCGAUUCUACGAUGUGACCGGUGGUUCAAUCCAGAUUGAUAGUCAGGAUAUUCGAGAUGUUACAAUCUCUAGUUUGCGACAAUCUAUUGGCAUUGUCCCACAAUCGCCCGUUCUUUUUGAUGAUACUGUGAUGAACAACAUCCGAUAUGCUCGACUAACAGCGACUGACGAGGAAGUCUAUAGCGCAUGCAAAGCAGCGGCUAUCCAUGAUCAUAUCAUGGGCUUUACUGAAGGUUACACAACUCGGGUUGGCGAGCGCGGCGUUAAACUAUCUGGCGGUGAACUUCAACGUAUCGCGAUUGCGCGAGCUAUUCUGAAGGAACCAGAGAUUGUGCUCCUUGAUGAGGCUACUAGUUCUGUUGAUACUGACACGGAACAGAAAAUCCAGGAAGGUCUUCGUGCCCUUUGCCAAGGUCGUACAACGUUCAUCGUGGCACAUCGUCUCUCAACGGUUAUGAAUGCUGAUACUAUUUUCGUCGUUGCGAAUGGAGAGAUUGCAGAACAAGGCAAUCACGAGGUUUUAAUUGCUCAGAAGGGAAAAUAUGCCGAGCUUUGGUCUAAACAGAUUUUUGUGAAGUCCAAGGAGUCUAAGGACGAGAAGGAAAACGAAGGAGAUGUUGAUACGAUGCUUGCAACAACCACCCAGACCGACGGAUCCGCCGAUGAGCACACCAAUGGUGCCAAAAUUGCGAAUGGUACUCAAGCUAAGCGAUCGACACCGAAAGUGACGACGUCUGUUUCAACUGGCAAGACUAACGGGCAGGCUGUGAAAACUCCGAAUGGGCAUACAAAAGAGGGUUCAAAGUUGAAUCCUGGAGCUCCGGAGUUCACGCCUCGUUCCGUAGCCGUGCCGAGGCCGAUAAUUACGCCUACACGAAAUAGCUGGGCUGAAGAUGUAGAGCAAGGCUGUUGUCGUGAUAUCCCCUCUAGUUUAGAUGUGGAGCGCGCUUCUAUAUCUACCGCGAUAAGAGCCUUCGAAACCAGUCCAUCGAGUAAGCAUGGCGACGCUGUUUCACCGAUACUACCACCUGGGUCGAUUACCCCACAGAAUGUUUUUGAGGCGCCGGAUUCUAAGCCUCGCCGCAAUACUCUUCAGUCUAUUUCUUGUCCCGAAGGGCCAUCACUGUCUUUCCCCGACAGCCCGGCUCGUUCUGUUAGUCAACCCGUGCCUACCCCCCCUGCGGCAAAUUCGUCCCAGGGAGAGAAUACCAAGCCAUCGUAUGAUGGAGAGGAUUCUUCCCCCUCGCCCGAUGUCAAACCUUCACAAGAACCUGCCAAUAAGAGAGGUGGUUUCCGCGGUAAAUAUCGAGGUCGUUACCGUGGAGGAAGAGGUCGACGACGCAAUCCUUCUAGCACCAAGUCAAGCCAUAAGGAUGGCAUAGGGGCUUCUCAGAAGCGUCGUGGUUCCGUUUCUCGCGCAAGAUAA